UAAUGGUGCAAAACAAAAUUGAAUAAACUCAAGGAAUAAAGAUACAAAAGUUGACCAGAUCAUAGUCGUUUCACAUCUCUAAGGCUUAGUGGCUUACUAUAUAAAGCCGCAAAGACAUUUUAGUGAGAACACAAAUUCAAUUCCAAUUCUCAAAGUGCUCUCUUUUUAAACCAAUCUGCUCUCUUCCACUUACUCUCUCUAUCUCUCUCCCAUCUCGUUUCUUUUUUGGUCAUUAAAAGAGAAACCUUUGCUCUGAAUCUUGAAAAUGGAUUCUUUGAUCAAACUCUUCUUCUGCCUCUUUAUCUUCUUAUGUACUUCGCUCUUAUUUGGAGAAAUCAAUGGAGUGGAGGGUUCAAAUCAAAAUCAUCACUUGUAUCCAUUUAGGCCAACGAAGCUCUUUGUGUUCGGAGAUUCUUAUGCCGAUACCGGAAACAUUAAAAAGGCUUUCUCUAGCUCUUGGAAAUUCCCUUACGGUAUCACUUUCCCCGGAAAACCCGCUGGCCGUUUCUCCGAUGGCCGUGUGGCAACAGAUUUUCUAGCUAAAUUUGUGGGGAUAAAAUCACCAAUCCCAUACUUUUGGAAAGAUUACGCGGGAAAGAAACGAUUACAGUACGGAAUGAAUUUUGCGUACGGAGGAACAGGAGUGUUCAACACUCAAACUCCAUUGCCUAACAUGACAACUCAAAUCGACAUCUUCCAGAACAUUCUCACCACCGGCGACAUCUACUAUCCUCCCGAGCUUACUUCAUCCGUGGCUCUCGUCAGUGUCGCUGGCAACGACUACUCCAAUUUCAUCGCCCUAAACCGCCCUGCCUCUGAAUUCCCAGCAUUCAUAAAGCAAGUUGUGGAUCAAACAGAGGUGAAUUUGAGACGGAUCCACGCUUUGGGAGUGAAAAAGAUUGCAGUACCAUCCCUGCAACCGCUUGGUUGUCUCCCUCCCUUCACAUUCGUAACCUCGUUCCAGCGUUGCAACGAGACACAAAACGCUUUAGUUAACCUCCACAACAACUUAUUGCAGCAAGUUGUGGCAAAGCUCAAUAACGAGACUAAACAGUCGACUUUCAUCAUCCUUGAUCUCUACAAUGCUUUCUUGACUGUGUUCAAGAACAAAGGAUCUAAUCCAGGGAGUACAAGGUUUGAGAGUCCAUUAAAGCCGUGUUGCGUAGGUGUGAGCCGCGAGUAUAACUGUGGAAGUGUGGAUGAGAAGGGAGUGAAGAAGUAUAUUGUAUGUGAUAAUCCUAAAACUGCUUUCUUUUGGGAUGGACUUCACCCUACAGAAGAAGGAUGGAGAUCGGUUUACUCUGUUUUACGCGAAAGUCUUACCGCGUCUUUGAUUAAAGCGUGAGAAACAAAAGAAACACACAUUUUGCUUAGGUUUUUUCUUAUGAAGCUCAAUGUUUGAGCGCUCUGUUCCUGUUUUCAGUAUCUCUUCAUUCAUUUGUGUUUGUGUGUUUAAAGAUUGUGUGACUAAUAAAAUCUCUUAACUGGUUCAUUUCUAUUACUC
Molecule: messenger RNA, 1504 nt
Organism: Arabidopsis thaliana (thale cress)
Lineage: Eukaryota; Viridiplantae; Streptophyta; Magnoliopsida; Brassicales; Brassicaceae
Product: GDSL-like Lipase/Acylhydrolase superfamily protein
Exons: 5
Coding region: 266-1345 (359 amino acids)
Cellular component (GO): extracellular region
Molecular function (GO): hydrolase activity, acting on ester bonds
Source: RefSeq, marked reviewed